This is a messenger RNA of Acanthoscelides obtectus, 3661 nucleotides long. The record is from the annotation of a GenBank genome assembly. NCBI's taxonomy places the organism in Eukaryota, Metazoa, Arthropoda, Insecta, Coleoptera, Chrysomelidae.
CUUCUGUGUGAAUCGUGAAUCACCGAUAAGUUCUCCGCCACCUGCCGCCACCGACGACUGUAUUACGCAUACCCAGUUCAAUAUUAAAGUGUGAAGCGAGGUUUUUGAGUGCGUUUAAUGUGAAUAUUAGGACGGUCAAAUUAAAAAAGAAUCUUUGUUCAAAGUUUUUAAGUUUAGUUUUGUGAUGAUGGAGUCCGAUUCUGAUCAAAUAUGCCGAAAAGUAGGCCACAAGGCCGCUGAAUGUCCAGACAAAGGUAAGACUGUUGCCAAUUCUUACAAAAGUGAAGCGAACUGUUCCGAACACGUGGGACUCGUUACCGCGGAAUGUUAUCAUGUUGAACAGAAUCACAAAAGACUGAAAUGGUGUCUAGACAGUGGCGCAACGUCUCACUUAUGUAAAGACAUUAGUUGUUUUUCUGACCUUGAACGUAGACAUGAUCAUUUGAAUUUAGCAAAUAGUGAAUUUACGGACAUUACAGGUUCCGGAACAGCCACGUUUGUUGCUGACGUUUUUGGCGACACGAAAAACAUCUCACUCCAUAAAGCUUUUCAUGUUCCCGACCUAAGAGUAAACUUACUUUCUGUUGCAAAGAUUACCGAUAAAGGAUUUGAAGUUUUAUUCAAGAAAGAAAAUGCUUUGAUCUAUGAUAGUAAUGGUGAUAUAAAAGUUGUAGCCGAUCGUAGUGGCGAUUUAUACUACGCGAGAGAAGGCGAAGCGCAGAAUAAAUCAGCUUUCAUUUCGACCAUGAAUUCUAAAAAUGUCAAACUAUGGCAUCGUAGAUUAGGACAUUUGAACUUUCAGGAUUUGAAUUCUUCAUUGAAGAAAGGAAGAUUAGGUGGAGUAAAUAUUGAAAAUAUGCCUAAUAAUGGGGAACUUAAUUGCGAAAUUUGCAUACGCGGAAAAAUGACGCGUUCACCAUUCCCGAAGAAGUCCGACAGGGAAUCGGAAAUGCUAGAAAUCGUACAUACUGAUGUUUGCGGUCCCAUGCGAGUAGAAUCUCACUCGAAGUACAAAUAUUUUGUCGAAUUCAUAGAUGAUUAUUCUAGGUAUUGCACGGUAUUCUUCAUGAAACAUAAAAAUGAAGUUGUGCGAAAGACUCAGGAAUAUAUUACACUGGUCGAAAACCAAAAGAACAAAAAGAUAAAGUGCAUCCAAUCUGACAACGGGACGGAGUACACAUGUAAGGAAAUGGAGGAUCUCCUGAAAAAGCACGGAAUUUCACGUCGCUUGACUUGCCCAUACACUCCGGAACAGAACGGUAUAGCGGAGAGGAAGAACCGCACUCUCUUGGAUACAGCACGUUGUCUAAUCAUGCAGUCCGGCUUACCUCCGAUCUUUUGGGCUGAAGCCAUCAACACGGCCAACUAUUUGCGGAACAGAUGUCCAUCCAAAAGUCUGAACGGGUUAACACCAUACGAAAAGUGGACUGGAAAGACUCCCGACGUUUCGAAUCUCAGAGAUUUUGGUUGCAAGGUCUUCUGUCUAAACCAAGAUCAGGCCAAGGGGAAGCUAGACGCAAGAUGUAAGGAAGGAAUUUUCAUAGGGUAUUCGGAACAAACGAAAGGAUACAAGGUCUGGUUGCCGAAGGAGAAUAAAUUCGUAGUCACGAGGGAUGUUAAGUUCUUGGGAAACGCAGUAGUCAUAAGCCAAGAAUGGACAGAUUUUAUUCUGGAAGAAUCAUCCAAGGAGAAUGAAUCUGAGAUGCAUACUAUCGAGGUACAGCUAUCCCCAGUUGUCGAGAACGAAAAUCCAAAACAUGAAUCUCCUACAACGGAACAAGAAGAGCCCGAGGUUGAUCACGAUUCUGAGCCACCCAGGCGUGCCCGCGGGAGACCCAGAAUUCGGCGAACUGGUUCGAGGGGAAGACCUAGAAAGAUAUACAGGUACAGGACACCCCCGAGAGGUUCAGCACUCUCUUCUGAAGAGGUAUUACUGUCCGAGGUCCCGAUGCAUCAGGCAGUCAGAGGCGAGGACGCUGACGAAUGGCACAAGGCGAUGGCAGACGAAGUGGCAUCUAUCUUGAAGAAUGGUACUUGGGAAUUAAUCGACCGACCAUGUAACCAGCACAUCGUUGGAAGCCGUAUUGUCCUGAGAAACAAGUACAAGCCUGAUGGAACUAUCGAAAGGAGGAAGGCAAGACUAGUCGCUCGGGGAUUUAGCCAAAAGCCCGGAACACAUUUCAACGAGACUUUUGCCCCUGUAGCAAGGCUUAGCUCCAUAAGACUUGUAUCUGCCCUAGCAGCACAUUUAAAUAUGGACAUGCAGCAACUGGAUGUUACCUGCGCAUACUUAAAUGGAAGUCUAGAUGAGACGAUUUACAUGGAAACCCCCGAAUAUUUGGAUGAAUCAUUGAAGAUUAUUUGUGAUAACUCCAAAUACAACGAGGCUACCAGAAAGAAGGCUCGAGAUACCUUGAACACACUGGGAAAAGGUGAUAAAGUAUGUCUACUUAGGAAGUCACUAUACGGCCUGAAGCAAGCCGGUCGGAGCUGGUAUCAGAAACUAAGCCAGACACUUAGUGAAUGUGGUGCAAAUCCAACUAAGUCCGACCCAUGUGUAUUCACUAGUAAAACAGGGAAAGACAUUAUGAUAAUUGUCACUUAUGUAGACGAUCUGAUUAUCGCAUCACGUGACAAAAAGGCAAUAUCGUCCCUAAAAGCCAAAUUAUCUGAAAGAUUUGAAAUGAAAGAUCUGGGAUCAGUUAAUCAUUGCCUAGGGAUGGAAUUUUCACUAAAGAAAAACAAGAUAAGUCUAAGCCAGAGAGCAUAUAUCUUGGAAAUACUAGAUCGAUUCAACAUGGCGGAUACGAACACUGUAAGCACUCCACUUGAUCCAGGAACGAAGUUAAGGAAACCGACGGAGAGCCCAUCUAGUGAAGAGCUGAAGUUACCUUAUAGGGAGCUUAUAGGUGCGCUAACCUAUCUAUCGUUGGGAACGAGACCCGAUAUUAGCUUUGCCGUAAGCUACUUAGGACAGUUCAACAACUGUUUCACUAAGGAACACUGGACAGCCGCAAAGCGAGUACUUAGGUACCUGAAGGGCACCAUCGAUCACUCGAUAGUAUACCAACGAGAAGACAUGAAUCUGAGAGGAUUCGUUGAUGCUGAUUGGGCAAACUGCCCUGACGAUAGGCAUUCGUAUACCGGAUUCUCAUUCAUCCUAUCAGGCGGACCCGUAUCGUGGAAAUCGAAGAAGCAAGCCACAGUGGCAUUGUCUACCACCGAGGCGGAAUAUAUGGGUACCACCGAAGCUGCCAAGGAAGCAAUCUACUUGGGCAAGUUCAUGACCAAACUUGGGUUCGAAAGACUCGCUAACGUAACCCUGUAUAGCGACAAUAUGAGUGCUAUAAAAUUGGCCGAGAACCCAAGAUAUCAUUCCAGAAGUAAGCACAUCGACAUACGUUACCAUUUUGUGCGGGAGGCCUUGGAACAGAAGAAGUUUAAGUUGAAGCAUACUCCAUCUUCUGAAAUGGCCGCAGACGUAUUGACGAAGGGGUUGUCGAGGACAAAACAUCGGAAGUGCAUGGAACUUUUGGGAUUACAGACGACGGACCAGAACCUGUGUGUCUGCUACGUCUCGAGGGGAAGUGUUGGAACGCGUACUAGCGUCACCCCGCCGCGCCGCUACUGGCGAGACGACCAGACAGGUUGCCUAACCUAG